Aureococcus anophagefferens is the source of this 600-nucleotide messenger RNA. RefSeq lists its product as hypothetical. The transcript has 2 exons. NCBI's taxonomy places the organism in Eukaryota, Pelagophyceae, Pelagomonadales, Pelagomonadaceae. Bases 1 to 600 code for a protein of 199 amino acids. The record is from RefSeq and is a predicted model, not a curated record.
AUGCUCGCCGGCACGACGUUCUGCGUGCUGAGCGCGACGUGCUACGUCGGCCUGAGCCUCCUGGAGCGCUACCUCGAAGGCGAGGCGCGGGAUAAGGGGCGGGCCCUCCUCAGCGGCGAGGCCGUCGAGGAGGACCAGGCCACGGCCCUCGCGCGCCUGCUGCUCAUCUUCUUCCCGACCUGCCGCCUGCCGGCGUCGGCCUGCGCCGAGGAGGCGUCGCGCGAGCGGUCCGGCACGUGCCAGGAGCGCGCGAAAAACCGCCGCGCGUCGCUGGCGGCCGUCGCGCUGCUCCAGACGCCGAACCCGGAAACGAAUGGGGCGCCGCCCGCGCGCGACCGGCCCCUCGUCUACGUGCUCCUCAAGGCGCUGGAUAACGUCGUCUGCCUCGCCGGGCCCGCGAGCCUCUGCUUCGCGGGCCACUCCGACCUGACGUCGCGCGCGUUCCGCACGGCGGCCGUCGCGCGCGCGCUGCUGCCCGCGUGCGUCACGCUCGACGUCGCCGUCGCGCAGAUCGCCGCGCUCAUGGACCUGGGGCGCGAGCAGGUCGCGGGCUUCAAGAUCUUGAAUUUCGCGGUGCGGGGCUUCGUCUGGCGGUCCUAG